AUGUCUUCUUUAUUUCCACUCGAUAUUUUGCCUAGCUCACAGAUUCCUCUUAUCCUACUUUCCUUCUUGCUUAUUUCACUGAUUUACCUAUUCCUCAUUCCCACUUCCUCACCUAAAGUCUCAUCUGCCCCCCUCUUCAACCCCGACAAAACCACCACAGGAAACAAAAAGAAGAGAUGGCUAUACGACUCUGUCAAUCUUCUCCAGGAGGGAUAUCGGAAGUUCUCCGGGAAACCCUUCAGGAUCUGGACCACAGAAGGCGAACAGGUCGUUAUUCCACCAGACUACGUGGAUGAGCUCAAGAUGCUACCGGAUCAUACAUUCCCGUCUGCACUUCGUCACUUCUUCUUGCACAAGUACCUAUGGCCAAUCGAGGUAUCCAAGUUGGACUAUGGACAUAUUGUGAUGAAGAAUGAUUUGAACAAGAGCAUGAGCCGGAUAUUCCCUGAAAUGCGUGAUGAAAUCGAGACUGUCUUCCCUCUCGAGUUUCCCGACAGUGAAGAUUGGCGUCCCAUCCCAGUCUACCCCAAAAUCCUACGUCUUGUCAGCCGCGUCAACGGAAGGAUAUUCGUCGGAGACCCGCUCCAUCGGAACGAGGAAUGGAUCACCAUAAGCUGCAACUACACGAAAAAUAUCUUUCUCUCAUCCGCGAAGCUACGAUUCUUCCAUCCCUGGCUCCGCCCCCUCGUGCAGUUCUUUAUUCCCGAGCUACGAACCGUCUGGACCUGCAACGCUAAAGCACAAGAGCUUCUUUCUCCAAUUCUGCAAGACCGACAGCAAAAUGAGAACAGGUCCGACUACAAGAAACCGAACGACUCGAUCGAGUGGCUGAGAGAUCUGGUCCCCGAGCCGGAUCGCAAUGAUCCGCUCUUCCAUGCCAUCUCGCAGUUAGGCAUCGGGGCGGUGUCGGUGAACACGACGACACAGCUUCUGACUAAUUCCAUGUUCAAUCUGGCGACGUAUCCUGAAUAUGUGAGCGUUCUGCAAGAAGAGCUCGAUACCGUGUUGAGAGAAAGCGGCGGGCAGUUCACGCUGGAAAGCAUGGGGAAGUUGAAGAAGCUGGAUAGUUUCGUGAAGGAGACGUUGCGGUUUAAUGGGCAUUUAACCGCAACCUUCCAACGCAAAGCCCUCCGUCCGAUCACCCUCUCCGACGGCACCUCUAUCUCGCCCGGCACGUUCACACUGGCGCCGGCCAACGCCGUCAACUUCGAUGAAAGUAUCUACGCCGAUGCAGACACCUUCGAUGGUCUGCGCUUCUAUAAGCUGCGGCAGGCUUCGGCGAGCGAUGAAAAUAAGCACCAGUUGACGUCGAUUACCAAGACGCAGUUGCAGUUCGGAGGUGGGCGACAUGCUUGUCCCGGACGGUGGUUUGCAAGCCAUCAGAUCAAGUUGGUUCUGGCGAAAGUGAUCGAUCGGUUUGAGUUGAAGCUGGACGGGGGUGAGAGGCCGAAGGGGUUAUUGUUUCAAACGAAUCAGUUGCCGGAUCCGAAGGCGAGGAUUCUUUAUCGUGCGAAGCGGCGAGUGUAG
Aspergillus steynii IBT 23096 is the source of this 1527-nucleotide messenger RNA. RefSeq names its product cytochrome P450. The coding region runs from base 1 to 1527 and encodes 508 amino acids. Gene Ontology annotation, molecular function: heme binding; iron ion binding; monooxygenase activity. NCBI's taxonomy places the organism in Eukaryota, Fungi, Ascomycota, Eurotiomycetes, Eurotiales, Aspergillaceae. The transcript is spliced from 7 exons. The record is from RefSeq and is a predicted model, not a curated record.